Meleagris gallopavo (turkey) is the source of this 1760-nucleotide messenger RNA. It is a transcript of the gene EVI5, whose product is annotated as ecotropic viral integration site 5. Gene Ontology annotation, molecular function: GTPase activator activity; small GTPase binding. The record is from RefSeq and is a predicted model, not a curated record. Gene Ontology annotation, biological process: regulation of GTPase activity. NCBI's taxonomy places the organism in Eukaryota, Metazoa, Chordata, Aves, Galliformes, Phasianidae.
GGGGUGCGCGCUGCGGAGGGUGGCCGGACUGGGGGCCGCGGGGUCCGUGCGCCUCGGCCCGGCCGGGCGGGAAGGUGGCGACAGACAAGGUUGCAGGCAAGCUGAGCUCUACUCUCUCAUGGGUGAAGAACACUGUAUCGCACACCGUCAGUCAGAUGGCCAGUCAGGUGGCAAGUCCAUCUGCCUCCUUACACACUACAUCCUCCUCUACCACUUUGUCUACACCUGCAUUAUCACCAUCCUCGCCAGCACAGCUGAGUCCAGACGACCUAGAAUUACUGGCUAAACUUGAGGAGCAGAACAGGCUCCUAGAAACAGAUAGCAAAUCCUUGCGAUCAGUAAAUGGGUCAAGAAGAAAUAGUGGAUCUUCUCUUGUAUCUAGUUCAUCAGCUUCUAGCAAUCUCAGCCAUCUUGAAGAAGACUCGUGGAUCCUGUGGGGGAGAAUUGUGAAUGAAUGGGAAGAUGUACGGAAAAAGAAAGAAAAGCAAGUUAAGGAGCUUGUUCGAAAAGGGAUACCUCAUCAUUUCAGAGCAAUUGUCUGGCAGCUUCUGUGUAGUGCUCAAAGCAUGCCAAUAAAGGAUCAGUAUUCAGAGCUUUUGAAAAUGACAUCUCCUUGUGAGAAACUAAUAAGAAGGGACAUUGCUAGAACGUAUCCAGAGCAUGAUUUCUUUAAAGAGAAAGACAGCCUUGGGCAGGAGGUUUUAUUUAAUGUAAUGAAGGCUUAUUCUUUGGUGGAUCGUGAAGUUGGAUACUGUCAAGGAAGUGCUUUUAUUGUUGGAUUACUACUUAUGCAGAUGCCAGAAGAAGAAGCAUUUUGUGUGUUUGUUAAAUUAAUGCAAGAUUACAGACUACGAGAACUCUUCAAACCAAGCAUGGCUGAACUGGGCCUUUGUAUGUACCAGUUUGAGUGCAUGAUACAGGAGCAUCUUCCAGAACUUUAUGUGCACUUUCAGUCUCAGAGUUUCCACACUUCUAUGUAUGCAUCAUCGUGGUUUUUAACUAUAUUUCUUACAACUUUUCCACUACCAAUUGCAACAAGAAUAUUUGAUAUCUUUAUGUCUGAGGGUUUAGAGAUAGUAUUUCGAGUAGGUUUAGCACUACUUCAGACAAACCAAGCAGAAUUACUGCAACUUGACAUGGAAGGGAUGUUACAGCACUUUCAAAAGGUCAUUCCACAUCAGUUUGACAGUGGUCCAGACAAAUUAAUCCAAGCAUCUUACCAAGUCAAAUACAAUGCAAAAAAGAUGAAAAAGUUAGAAAAGGAAUACACUACAAUAAAAACAAAAGAAAUGGAAGAACAAGUUGAAAUUAAAAGGUUGCGAACUGAAAAUAGGCUCCUAAAACAGCGCAUUGAAACGUUAGAAAAAGAAAGUGCUUCCUUGGCAGAUAGAUUGAUACAGGGACAAGUGACAAGGGCCCAGGAGGCUGAGGAAAACUACCUCAUAAAACGGGAGCUGGCCACCAUCAAACAGCAGAGUGAUGAGGCCAAUACUAAACUGGAGCAAGCUGAGAGUACCAUCAGGGAGCUCCAGCAGCAGCAGCAAUGGCGUAAAUGCAGUUCACGAUACAGUGAAGACUUUGUGCUACAGCUGGAAAAAGAGCUGGUCCAAGCCAGGCUGAGUGAAGCAGAAUCCCAUUGUGCCCUGAAGGAGAUGCAAGAUAAAGUUCUAGAGAUGGAAAAGGUAAACCAAGCCCAGGAUCUUCAAUAUAAAAUAGCACUAAAGAUGGAAUGCAGGUCCCUGUAGUUCUUUGUGUAUCUG